Molecule: messenger RNA, 1925 nt
Organism: Papilio polytes (common Mormon)
Lineage: Eukaryota; Metazoa; Arthropoda; Insecta; Lepidoptera; Papilionidae
Product: protein SHQ1 homolog
Exons: 1
Coding region: 156-1586 (476 amino acids)
Biological process (GO): box H/ACA snoRNP assembly
Cellular component (GO): nucleoplasm; cytoplasm
Source: RefSeq, a predicted model, not a curated record
UGUCAGUGAAUGUAGUUUGAAAGUAAAUAUCACCUGUUUGUUUAGUUUUUCUGUCGAAAAACAUUGAAAACUUAAAGUUUUACUUAAUUAAUAACUGAAAAACUACUGCUAAACAUAAAAUUGUCGUGCCAAAGUGUAGUUAUGAUAUUUUCAAAAUGUUAACGCCAAAGUUCAAAUUGUCACAAGAUGAGAAUCACGUAUAUAUUAUUGUGCAUGCGCCCUACACGAAUAUCCGCGAAACAGAAAUCGAUGUGGACGGGGAAAAUUUCUUGUUCGUGUCAAGUCCUUAUUUCCUCCGGCUCCGGCUUCCGGGACGGAUAGUUGAGAACGAUAAUGCUAAAGGCUCUUACAUUUGUGAUUCGGGCGACUUUAACCUCACCUUUGAUAAAGAAAAUCAUGGUGAGCACUUUGAAAAUCUAGAUAUGAUAACAAGUUUACUGGCUCCUCGUGAUAUACCAGAUUUGAAUCCUACUUUAGUGGAAAUGUUGGAAGAAAGUGGUAUUACUGGUGAAGAGCAGGGUGCGUCUUGCAGCAAAAGCGACGGGUAUACUACAGAAAGCGACGAUGAUACUACUAAUUAUGCUUACGGCUUUGGUAACAAGGUCUGUGUGGAGUUCGGGGAUCUGGCUAAAGAAUUCCCACAUGUUUUCGAACUGAAGGAGCCCGAUCGUGUACCGAUCGCGAACAGGCACGAACUACGCAUCAAAUAUGAAAAUCGCAAGUUUUCCAAUGAUCAUUACUUAGCUGAUUUCUUUGAAGAGGAACUUGAUAUUUACAUCAAUUUCGAAGUGUUCUGGAGAAAUGAGAAUUUCAAUGUUGAAAGUAUAGAGUUCACGGAUGAUGAAAUUUCAUUAUUGAAAGAUUUACCGAAUAAGAGUUACCUGCUGAGUAAAAGUGAAUACAACCAAGUAAUGCUCGGGCUUGUUGAUAUCUUGUACGGUUAUUGCUAUGACAAGCAUACCACUCACAAUGAAACAUCCGUCGAAUCCACUUGGACAAUCAACAAGCUCUCUGCAACAUUGAGCUGGUUUUGUGUAUUUAAGGAACCCAAGGAGGUUUUAAUAUCAAGUUACAGAAGAUCUCUCGUCUAUCCUAUCUUCAGGAAUUUUGAUUUGAGCAGAAAUGUGCAUGAUGACUUGAUAUCAUUGCUCAGAAAGGGCAAGAUGUUUAUCGUAAAAUGCCUCUUAGAAAUCUACAAUCUAUUCAACACAUCAAACCAACCUCGUUACAUACUUAACCAACUUUAUAUAAAAGAUUACCUGAUUUUCGUACAGAAAUGUAGACAGGAGGAACUGGACGAGUUGUGUAAUAACUUAGCCAAUAUUGAUAUUGAGAAAAAAGAUGUCGGUUUUGAUCUAGAGGAAAUAGAAGAGGCUGGAAAAUUGGUAGAAAGGGAGGAAGCACUCAUUAUACAGAAUGAAUUAGCAUGCAAGUUGGCGAACAUUGAAUUAAUACCAGGAAUAAAGAAGCCACCAUAUUUUGAUGUCACCACACUAUUUAAUCCCAGUUCAAGCGAUUCCAGCAGCGACAGCUCUUCAAGUGAUUCAUCGAGUGAUUCACUUGAUUCUGAUGAUGAUUCCUCCUGAUAUGAAAGCUUCCAGGGUCCAAGUGGCAAAGGCUUGUAAAGUCACCAUUUAAACCCUGGAAAGCUUGGAAAUGCUACAAUGAAAACAUAGGAGUUGGGUCUCUAUUGGUUCGGUAUUCAAGUCAUCGAGUGGAUGUUUCCGAAAUAACAAUAUGGACACUAAAUAUAGUGUUAAAAGAUUCAAAUAUAUGCUUAUACUCCAAUUUACACCCCAUCCAGUGCAAAUUUAAUAGAUUGAAAAAAAAAACUUUAAAGAUUCUUAAUACAUAAUCAUAUUAGUAUUUCAAAUGUUAUCUUGGCUGUAAAAUUAAAUUAAAAAUAUUAAUUAUGCAUUUAAAUA